AUGGCUAAGCCUGACGACCCAUUUUUUGAUCCAUUUUCUGAUCCGGACAAUCCACGCAGGAUUGAAUUUGAAGGAAUAUUAGCUGCAAGUAAACGAAUAGUGGGGCAAGUCGUCCGAACAGCAUGCACGAAAGCUCAGUCAUCGUCAAUGCUGGAAAUGGAGCUGUAUAUAAAACAGGAGUUUCUUCAAUAUACUGGAAGUUUUAAGGAGCGUGGAUUACGGAACACUCUUUUGCUGCUUAGUGAUGAACAAAAGAAGAUCGGUGUGAUCGCCGCUACCACGGGUAAUCAUGGCUGUGCUGUUAGCUACCAUACGACACAAAUGGGUAUACCCAGUAUAGUCGCCAUGCCUUUCUCUGCACCAGUAACAAAGGUGAAAAAGUGUGAGAAGUUCGGAGCUAAGGUAGUGAUGGUCGGUGCAAACAUUGAUGAAGCCAAACAACAUGCUUUGAUUUUGGCAAAGGAAACGAAAAUGCUAUACGUUAAUGGUUUCGAUCACCCGCACAUAAUAGAGGGCCAGGGGACGGUAGGUAUUGAAAUAGUAGAACAAGUUCCCGAUGUGGAUGCAGUGAUAGUUCCUUGCGGGGGUGGCAGCCUUUUGACUGGUAUUGCUGUAGCCGUUAAACAUCUCAAACCUGAUACUGAAGUAUACGGAAUUGAAACAGACAAAACUUGCAGUAUGACAGAAUCACUAAGAAAAAAUGAAAGAAUAUUUUUUCCAAUAGAUUCGACAAUUUCAGAUGGGUUAUCUGUCCCUAAAGUUGGAGUAAACACCUUAUACACUAUUAGCAGGGGAGGACUUGUAGAUAAAAUGGUGGUUGUAAAAGAAGAUUGGGUAGCUCGUGCCAUCACGCAACUAGUAGAACAAGAAAAAUUUGUUUGUGAAGGAGCUGGCUGUACCGCCAUGGCAGGCAUCAUGGCAGGACUCUUCCCUAAUCUGAAAGGGAAGAAAGUUGUAAUGGUGUGUUCCGGAGGCAAUAUCGACACCACAACCCUCACGCGCGCCCUAGAGCGAGGCAUGGCGGCAGAGGGGCGCCUCAUAAAAUUUAAGGUGACAGUGGUUGAUCGGCCCGGGGGCAUGGCGGACUUGUGUGGACUGCUGGCUAACUUAGGUGUAACUAUGCGUGAUUGUGUGCCCGAGAGAGCUUGGGUCAAGGGAGACGUGUUUAGUUGUGAUUUGAAAGUAAUCGUUGAAACUAAAGGAUGGCCACACGCAAAAGAAAUGGUAGAAGCCGUGAAGAAACAUUUUAAAGAGUGCUACUUCCCAGAAAUGAGCGAAAAAUCUGAAACUUCUCCAGGCACUCGACGUGGACCUUGUCUAGCACCUAAUCCUCUGUGUAUGCAGAAAUGA
Arctia plantaginis is the source of this 1350-nucleotide messenger RNA. The record is from the annotation of a GenBank genome assembly. NCBI's taxonomy places the organism in Eukaryota, Metazoa, Arthropoda, Insecta, Lepidoptera, Erebidae.